AUGGGAUUAUCUAUCAUUCAUAUAGUUGUGGCAGGAACUCUCAUAACAGGGGCUGCGAAUUCGCUCUUUACCAAGUACCAGGACAAUGUUUGUGUUCACCAUUGUAACAACCCGGAUAUUAGCAAACACCAGCAUUUUGAACAACCGGGAAUUCAGACCUUUCAGAUGUUUGCUGGUGAGUUUGCAAUGAUUAUUGCCUUUCUCUGGAUGAUAAGGUCCAGAAAGAAAAACGGCUAUGUUGCUCUUGAAGGUCCUGAAGGUUCGCAAUCAAAGAUAUCCUUAACUCAGAAUUACCGUUUGGCGAUUCCAGCUGUUUGUGAUUUAUGCUGCACCACUUUGUUGAACGUAGGCUUGAUAUACGUGCCCGUUUCUAUCUACCAGAUGAUGAGAGGGUCCGUUGUCUUGUUUGUAGCCAUAAUGUCUGUGUUGUUCUUGAAGAGAAGGAUCACCAGAUUGGAGUGGAUUUCGUUGGUGUUUGUAACGAUUGGAGUAUUCUUAGUAGGCAUGAGUGGCUCGUCCAAAGCUCAUGCUCCGGUAGACGACUCUGGUGCUGCUCCUGCUUCUGUUGACAAUUCAGCAAUGGUAGUGUUUGGUAUCAUCUUGAUCGUAUGUGCUACUUUACUUCAGGCUGUGCAAUUCGUGGUGGAAGAACAUAUACUUGAAAAGCAUCCAGUGCUUCCUUUGCAAAUCGUAUACACCGAGGGCUUCUAUGGUAGUGUAAUUCUUGUUUCGUCCAUGGUAGUCCUUUACUUUAUUGUGGGUGCUCUUACUCCUUCUUCCCAGUUUAAGGAGUCUCCUUUCAACCUAGUGGAAGCUGUUUCGCAGGUAGCUCAUUCGAAGCAGAUCUUUCUUUCUUCGAUUUGUAUCAUGAUCUCCAUUGCUUUGUUCAACUUCUGCGGUAUUACUAUUACUCACCAGAUCUCGGCCACUGCCAGAUCCACCAUUGAUACCUGUAGAACCUUGAUCGUAUGGACUUUGGCUAUCAUCAUGGGCUGGGAAAGCUUUCACCUCUUGCAAUGUUUAGGAUUCGCAUUGAUGGUGUUUGGCACUUUGUGUUUCAACGGCGUUUUGCAGCCGGAAACCUGGUCCUUCAUUCCGCAAGCUCUUAAGUCCGACGUCCACCCUGGCGAAAGACUCAUCGACGUAAUCGACGAACUCGACGAACCCAUUGAAAGAUUGUAGUGGAAGUAGUAGCUGGUUGGGUCAGAGUUAGAUCAUGUGAUAAAAUGGCACGUGAACAAAUUGUGAAAUUAUCGCGAUUCUCAGUCAAAACCACCAGAACAAAAGUGUAGUUUGCCACUUAUGGAACUUCUACUCAAUAGAUAGUAUAGUCAGACCCUAAGUCAUAGUCUAAUAUAGCACAAUGGU
Molecule: messenger RNA, 1368 nt
Organism: Scheffersomyces stipitis CBS 6054
Lineage: Eukaryota; Fungi; Ascomycota; Pichiomycetes; Serinales; Debaryomycetaceae
Gene: SLC35
Exons: 1
Coding region: 1-1182 (393 amino acids)
Biological process (GO): transmembrane transport
Cellular component (GO): membrane; intracellular membrane-bounded organelle
Source: RefSeq, a predicted model, not a curated record